Molecule: messenger RNA, 8858 nt
Organism: Bufo gargarizans (Asiatic toad)
Lineage: Eukaryota; Metazoa; Chordata; Amphibia; Anura; Bufonidae
Gene: HIVEP1
Product: HIVEP zinc finger 1
Exons: 8
Coding region: 390-8249 (2619 amino acids)
Biological process (GO): regulation of transcription by RNA polymerase II
Cellular component (GO): nucleus
Molecular function (GO): RNA polymerase II cis-regulatory region sequence-specific DNA binding; DNA-binding transcription factor activity, RNA polymerase II-specific
Source: RefSeq, a predicted model, not a curated record
GUGCGGCUGAAGUUUUUAAAAAUUCUUGCUGCUACCGUAUUACGCGGUGGAAUUGUGUGUGUUAAACCAUGCAGCAUAUACAGUAGCAGCAAAGCGGACAAGGAGUGGGCUGGAAGGAAUUGCGUGCAGAAAAAAUGCAGCGCACCCUUUGCGAGGGUGAAAUUUCCACCCAGUACGCAUACACCCAUAGGUGACUAGAUGUGAGGUGACAGUUCAGCCUGGAGGGGAGGAUGCUCUGAGGGGAUCCCUCAGCCCUCCAUGCCCAUUGUAGGUCUCAGGUCCGGCCCCUUGCUCCACCCCAUGCUAUCCCUCCUCACCAGAGGAAACCAGGGCUCCCUCCUCUCACAAUAAAUGACAAAGCAGAAGAAAACUAAUGGAAAGUGCGGUCCAUGAGCGCUGAGGGAGCGCCGCGUCCAUUUCCUGUCCCGCACCCCGGAGGAGGGGGCCGGGAGCUCCAGCAUGAGGGUCUGUACGGGAAACCCCGUGCAAGUUCUGAUAAAAUAGAAGAAGCACAAAAAAAGCUGAACAGUCCUGAGGAACCCCAAAAAGAAAUAGUUGCUGUUGGCUCCCGAAGUUGUUUUGAUACUGUUAAAGGUGUCAAAAGGAAAAAAAUUGUCACAGAAAAUCAUUUGAAGAAAAUACCGAAAUCUCCACUAAGGAAUAUUUCUAAGGAGAAGCAGAAGCAUGAUAUAGAAGUUUGCACGUCACAAAGUGCUGCUCCAUCAGGAUCUAGUCAUUCAAAAAGCAAAGAACCCUUUCUGCACAAUCAAAACACCAAGGAAGGCAAAGGGACAAGUGCUGGGCUUAACAAUCGGCCUGUAAAGUCUGGCAUUUCAAUGCAGGCUAGAAAACUCUCUAUUCCGCCAGACUUAUGUAACGGAAGAAGUGAAAACUUUAACUUUGGUAGCAAAAUGACUUUAAUAAAGGAAAGCUCUACUGCCGGUUCAAUACCAGUAAAUAUGAAAAGUGCAAAUAUCACCUCUGAGAAUAUAAAUAAGCAGUACCUGAGUGAAAAUUCCGCUUUUGAUGUCUUAUUAAAGGCCAUGGAGCCUGAACUCAACUCGUUGAAUCAGUCACGGGCUCCUUGUGGUACCCAGACUGAAAAACAAGGUCAUAAGAGUGAAGCACCUUUAGUAACGCAUUCAUCUUCCACUCCAUCUUCUGAAAGGGAGACAAGUGCUAGCUAUUUCCAUCAUCAUCGAACUGCUGAACUUGAUCAGUCUUGUACAUCAGCCAAGAGCUCCCCACACACCCAGGUUCAUUCAGGUGGUGAGGAAGAAUUUCAAAAGCAGCAACCUCCUACCUGUCACAACUACUCUAGUGUUGUAGACGUUACCAAACGUCAGGUUUACCAUAUAGCUGUAACUUCUUCAGUAGUAAAUACUUCUCCAGUAACUCAGGUUCUUUCAUUGCCAGGAAGUUCUUCUAUAGCUAAUUCUUCAAAUAUUUCGUUAAAUAACACAUAUAGUGUAACUCAAGUAGCUUCACGUAUCACAGGGGAGCAAAUGUGCAAUAUUGUUUUGAAGGAUCAAAAACCUAAAAAACAAGGUAAAUAUAUAUGUGAAUAUUGUAACAGAGCUUGUGCAAAACCCAGUGUCCUCCUUAAACACAUUCGUUCGCAUACUGGAGAACGCCCAUACCCUUGUGUGACAUGUGGGUUUUCAUUCAAGACGAAAAGCAAUCUGUACAAGCACAAAAAGUCCCAUGCACAUGCCAUUAAGCUUGGGCUAGGCGUGCGUACAGAAACAGGAGGUAUGCUCCUUUCACAAGAUUCUGAAAAAGCACUUUUUAUUGGUUCAGAUGUAGAUGAUAGUGGCGAAAGUGAUGAAGAGUAUACAUCAGAAGAAAGGCAAGAAGAUCAAAAUCUUCCUUGUGUAGAGUUCCCAGAAAGUGUAAAAAUGUCAUCCGAGAGUCUAAAAGAAGGACGGUCUUCCUCAAAUAGCCCUGUAGCAAUGUUACAAGACAAUAUUUUGCAAGAGAAGCAAACUGAAGUAAAACCAGCAGAAUUACCAAAAGUUGUUGUUUAUCCUGUUAGUGUUUCUCCGUUAAGAGCCGACAGUCCUAAAGUUUUAGAGUGUACUAACGAACAGUUCAUAGCACAAAUGCCAGACCUAAAAAUACAAAAUAAGACUCCAAAUGUUUUGCAAAUGUGCUCAUUAAGUCAAGUAGAGCAAUCCUCUCAUAAAAUGUGCAAACUAAUUCAAGACGAAAGUAAGCAGCCAACUAGCAUAAAUGCUCAUGCACAGCUGCAGAGACAGCAGGCCACAGAUUGCUCCCAAGAUCAACAGAGCAAAUGUCUUUUGAGCCCAAGAAGCUUGGGGAGCACUGACUCUGGUUAUUUCUCCCGGUCAGGGUCAGAGAGUGCAGAUCAAGCAAUGAUCUCUCCUUCCCCUUUUAUAAAACGUCUGCCCUCAUCUGAGAAAGAUUUUUCCAAAAAUGUAAGCACCAUGACACACACACAUGUCACAGGAGCAGUAUUGGUACAACCAUGUAUUGAGAAUCCACCUGUUGUCACUGGAAUAAUGAGGCCACCAAUGGGAACAAAAACUCUUGAAGAGCGUAUUUCAAAAUUAAUAUCGGACAAUGAGGCUGUAGUUGAUGACAAACAGUUAGACAGUGUAAAGCCAAGGAGAACAUCUUUGUCCAGAAGAGGCAGCAUAGAUUCACCAAAGUCUUAUAUAUUUAAAGAUUCCUUCCAGUUUGAUCUAAAACCUGCAGGAAGACGCACUAGCUCAAGUUCAGAUAUACCAAAGUCCCCAUUCACUCCAACUGAAAAAUCAAAGCAAGUUUUUUUUCUUUCUGUUCCAUCACAAUAUCCUUCUAUUGACUGUUUGCCAAUUACAAGAAGCAAUUCUAUGCCCACAACUGGGUACUCAGCUAUUCCUCCAGUAAUACCAGCCUCUCAUCCUCUCAGAGGUAGUCAGUCAUUUGAUGACAAAAUAGGUUCUCUUUGCGAUGAUGUGUUUGUUUCAGGACCUUCUACACCUCAACAUACAGUCCACCCUCGUACACUUGUUAGACAGGCUGCUGUGGAAGACUCGGCCACUGAACACUGUGGCUUGGGACCUGCGCGGUCUGUUGAUGAAAGUUAUCCUACAAGCAAAUCUAUACAGGAUGUUAUGCUACCUAGAAGUAAGUCUUUUGUUCAAGGCACCAGUCUAGACAAAAUAAAAAAAUCCCAUCAGGGUCGGGGUACGAUGUUUGAAUGCGAGACAUGCAGAAACAGAUAUAGAAAAUUAGAAAAUUUUGAAAAUCAUAAAAAGUUUUACUGCUCUGAAUUACAUGGACCAAAGAGCAAAACAGCUGCCCGAGAAACGGAUCAUAGUGUACCAUCAAACUAUUCCCAGUCUCAAAUGUUUCAUUAUAGAGUUGCUAAUAAUACAGGUACUUUGGAGCAGCCACUCCCUAUCCGUAAACGUAGAAAGAUGAAAAGUGUGGGGGAUGAUGAUGAACCCCAGCCAAGUGAAUGUCGUUCUGUCCCUGAAAAUAUGGAAGCCCCAAGCUUACCCAGUGUCAAAGCCUCAUCCACAAUUACCAUAUUAGGCUCACAGUCCUGUUCUGUAUCAAUGCUAAAUCAACAAAUACAGUUAGUAUCACGAUGCACAGAACCCAAAACUAAUGUCCAGGUGUCUGCCAUGGAAAAAAAUAAUAAUUUAGUUCUAAAGGAAAAUGUUGAACUGAAAUGUCAAGGAACUGGUAUUUCCGUAAUUCAACACACAAAUUCAUUGAGCAGGCCAAGUUCAUUUGAGAAAUCAGAGUCUGUUGAGCGUGUUUCACCUGGGCCGUUAAGUGAAAUUCAAAAAAGUAAUGUAAAAAGCCCCUUAAAUGCAGUUGGCAUCAUUCAAGAAGAGAGAACUACUGUUACUUCUCAGAUUAGUACUAGUGGAUCACUUGACGUAAGUAAGCCUGACGACACCAAUGAUCAUCAUGCUGUGCUUGCAGAAAGAACUGGCGCCUCUCAAUCACGUCUUGUUCGUCAGCAUAACAUUCAGGUUCCAGAGAUCUUGGUUACAGAAGAACCGGAUAAAGAUCCAGAAAUUCAAACUAAUGAUCCAGAACUCCAAGAAAAAUUUACAUGGCCACAACGGAGUGGGAGUCUUUCCAGUUUGCCGACAGAAAAGCUCCCUCCAAAAAAGAAACGAAUUCGGCUUGCUGAUCUAGAUAACUCAUCUGCUGAAUCUAGUUUUGAGUCAACUAUUUCAAGAAGUUUAAGUCGUGAGAGCAGUUUAUCUCGCACUUCGAGUUUUUCAGCUUCAUUUGAAAAAGAUGAAUCUUCAAAAUCAGAAAGUUUCUCAAAAACAGAGAGCAUAAAUAAAUCAUCAGAAUUUCUUACAAUUCCAACUGGCUUAAAUGCAUUUGGUACUCCAAGGGAAAUGAGAAGAGCAGCCUCAGAGCAAAUAAACUGUACACAAUCAUCUAUGGAAGUCACGGACUAUAGAAGUAAAUCCUUUGACUGUGGAAGUAUGUCCCGUUCACGGUCUAUGUCUCCAAUAAACAUUAUGACUUCAAGAUCUUCUCUCGUAUGUAGCGCAAGUAGUGGGCACGUUCCUCUGUUAGAAAGGAGGAGGGGACCACUUGUAAAACAGAUAUCUUUAAAUAUCUCAGAAAGAAGUGUUUCUCCAGGUAAAUCCAAUGUUACCCUGUCAGAAAAUCCUGCGUUAACACAACAAAAUGUACAUAAUAUAAACCGAACUUUAACAGAAGUAAGUGUAUGCUCUAAAGAAAACAGUAGACAUACACACGUAAUUGACCAACAAUUAGCUGAUAAGUCAAAGCUUGCCAAAGUUCAACUUUCUGACAGCAGGUGCUCUGUAAGUUCAUUGAAAACAGAUUUUCCAACUGGUAUGCAAAAUACAACUAAAGGAGACAAUAAAGAGAAGAAUGUGCUACCGCAUAAGAAAUAUGAAUGUAAGCCAAAUUUUACUCCAAAAUAUCAACUAGAAUGUCCAAAACCUCAGGAGAGACAAUUCUGUUCUAUCAAGCCUGUUACCAUAAUUUUGCCAAAUAGUCCUUCUAGAGAGAGUGGCAUUGCGUCUCAGAAUUUAAAGGCUGCUGUUACAGAUGGUUUGUCCAAUAUUUGUCCUACUGUUCAAAAACAAAAUAAAUUGUAUUGUAAUUAUCAGUCUAGUCAGUCAGUAGUUGUGCCAGUCCAUAACUAUAGCAGUUCUUUAUAUUAUGGGUUUUCUGCGGUUACAUCUGUUCCUGAGAUUUUAGUCACUCAAGAUCAAGGAAAUCCCAUUGUUUGCAAAGUGAGUUCAACUCUUGUAGCAGAGACAGUAGACCUAAUGUACAUGCCAAAGUCUCAAGAAGAGCACAGCAGGGCAUUGGCUGGAUCUGUUAGAAAUUUUGAAAAUUGUCUUCCUCCAUCUGUGCCACAAAAAGUGCCACUAGCUGGUCUUGUUCCCCAGCAAGAGACCUCAGCUUCAAGUAAGCGAAUGCUCUCACCUGCAAACAGUCUGGACAUUGCAAUGGAAAAACAGCAAAAACGUGUAAAAGAUGAAAGUGGGGCUGCAUGCAAUACGAAUAGCCAACAGGUGCAUUUGUUGAGUAUGAAGGCAGCUGAACCUGUCAAGCCAAGAAAGCCAACACUUGUUAGACAAUUCUGCACUACAGAUCCUGGUGAAAGCUUAGACAGCGAUAUUUCCCAAAUGAGAUCUAGUCCUGAGAAUCAUUCUCCUGGAGGACAGCUGACCAAAUUCCAUUCAUCGCCAAAAUCUGUCUCUGAUGGGAAAGAGAUAGAAGAGUAUGAGCAAGUUAAAUCUAUAGAAGCAGUUCCAACUGUACGAAUGUCACCAGAGCCUUUUCCUCUAAGUACACAGACAAGUUCUUUAAAGUCUUCAUAUAGUAGUCAAGAGAGGAGAUCACCUGUUACUUCUAAAGCAAUUCAUAUUCAAGGCCAGGUAAAACUCACUGCUGCAAUUUCUUCUGUUAAUGCUGGGGAUAUGCACCGUCUGUCCUUUCCAAGUCUCAAAACAUCAACAAGUUUUACUUGGUGUUACCUAUUGAAGCGAAAGCCAAUACACCUUUCUCAAACUGACCAAAAGACUUCUGCCUAUGCUUCCUGGACUAUUAGUUCCAAUAACCCCAAUCCACUUGGUUUACCCACCAAGGUGGCACUUUCUCUGCUUAAUUCAAAGCAAAAGGGUGAAAAGUUCAUCUUCACCUUGGUGAAAAACUCCCAUCAAAAACACGACGUCUUGGUAUAUUCAAGCAAAUGGAAAAGCAAUUCAAAAAAGUCCCCUCACCACAAGCCUUGCAAUCUGCUGGAUGGUCAAAAAAGUGUCGAUACGAGUACAGAACAAGAUAAAGAACCUUUCCAAAAUCGAAGUGAGCCAAGAAGAGUGAAGAUUUUUGAUGGAGGGUACAAGUCAAAUGAAGAAUAUGUUUACGUGCGUGGCAGAGGGAGAGGAAAGUAUAUUUGUGAAGAGUGCGGAAUAAGGUGCAAAAAGCCUAGCAUGUUGAAGAAGCAUAUUCGUACGCACACGGAUGUCCGGCCAUACCACUGCAACUACUGUAACUUCUCCUUCAAGACAAAAGGCAAUUUGACAAAGCACAUGAAAUCCAAAGCUCACAGCAAGAAGUGCAUGGACAUGGGAAUAGCAGUCGGUCCAGUAGAUGAUCAGGAUACAGAUGAUUCUGGUGAGAGGCAAAGGUAUACCGGAGAGCGGUCAGGAUUUGAUGGUGAUGAUUCAGAUGGGGCAGAAGACGAUGACAAUGAUAAUGAGGAUGAGGAUGAAGACAGUCAAGCAGAGUCGGUCCUUUCUGCCACUCCAUCUGUUACAGCAAGUCCACAGCAUUAUCCAUUCCGAAACAGCCAGCAAGAAGCAUCUAGCGCUGAUGAAGAUGGUCGCGUUUCAAAUACUUUGUCUCAAGCUAAUUCGAUGGAUAUUCUUCCAAAAGCUUUGAUCACAAGGAUGACAGCAUUGACUACAUCAACCACAUGCAAGCCAGCAGGUCACAAGGAGAGAGGAGAUGAAGUCCUGCAGAAUGCUGUGCCUCCUCAAAGUGAAACAUCAUCUUCCAAAUCCCUUUGUCAUCAGAUGUCCAUUGAUUAUCCAGCUACAGAUGUUGGACUUGAUGGCGCAGUAAGGUCAAAAAGCCUUAAUGGAUCACAUGACUCCGUAACUGUCAACACACCAUCUUCCCCAGUUGACCAGAGCACACAGACCAUGGAUUCGUCUGUAACAGACUCGAACAGUUCCCAAUCAAAACCUGUUGACAUGGCACAACGGCCUGCUCAGAUAUCUACAGCCCCAACACAUCUAUUCAGUCAUUUGCCUCUGCAUUCACAGCAACCUGUAAGGUCACCUUACAGCAUGAUCCCAGUAGGAGGAAUUCAGCUUGUCCCAGCUGGAUUAACAGCAUACUCCACAUUUGUACCCUUCCCCACUGGUCAAGUGCAGCUGACUAUACCGGCUGUUGGGGUGAUUCACCGGACUGCAAAUGCUCACAGUGACAAGCCUGCAGAAGUACCCAGCACACCAAGUCCUAUAGGAGUAGCUGAAGUAAAUAGUGUUGUACCUUGUAUUCCAAUUGGUCAAGUCAAUGUGCCCGGUCUGAGUGCAUCAGGCUUACAAUCCAUUCAGCCACUCAGCAUGGAAACCGUAAACAUAUUAGGUCUUUCAAACCCAGGCAUUACUCCUCAAAUUCAUCCCUCAGGACUAACUCUAAAUGCGGUUGGAUUGCAGGUUUUAACAACAAGCCCUGGAUCCCAGAGAAAUCCUAGUCCUCAAGCUCACAUUCCAGGCCUACAAAUUUUGAACAUUGCAUUGCCUACUUUAAUUCCAUCUAUUAGCCCUCUAUCUGUUGAUGCCCAAGGACAUCCUGAUAAAUCUCCAUCAUGUAGCACAGCACCUUGUCAGGGUCUAGCCAACAUUCCUGGGGCAGAUGCCAAAAAUAUGAGGCAAUCUGAGUCUCAACAAGUUUCGUCAAGGAUUCAGGAAUCCCCAAAAGCAUCAGGUGAGGCUCCAGGCAUUGAGGAAAGAGCUACAACUUGUGGUACGAGUACUGAAAGAGACAGUCAACUGAAGCAGAGUCCUAACAUCAGCACCAGUCAGAGUAAAACAUCUGCCAGACCAGAUCUCUCUUUGAAGGUUCAUUCUCAACCUCCAAAUCGAUCGUCUGUAGGUCACGCUCUUCCACCCCUUCGACAUCAGAGGAGAACUGAGCUAAUUUCAAGACAGAGUACAGUGCAGUUCAGCGAUUCAAGCAGCGAUGAUGAUGAAGGCAGACUGGUUAUAGCAACCUAAAGACAAAUUAUUUUCCUCUAAGUUCCAGUACAGUAUUUUUUUACUUUUUUUUUUGUGGGAAGGGAAGGGUAUAUAAUGAGAGACUUUGAGGUUUAUUUCCAAACCUUGGUAUCUUUAAAGCACAUUUUUCUUACACAUUAUUUGUGCAAUCAUGAACUCUUGACCAAUAAGUGUCGUUUUUUUUGUUAAUUCUUUUGUCUGCUCCUGCCAUUUUUGUACAUGUUGUAUAGACAAUUGUGCCUUUCGGAAUUUUAUGUGUAGAAAUUUGUACAUAUCGGAGAAUAAAAUAUAAAUAUCUAUAAAUAUUAUAUAUGUACAUAACCAAGGUAGUUGCUUGUGUUUAGUACGUACAUCCAUAUCUCAUGUUGAGUAAAAUAAUUAAAUUAUAGAGUUAUAUAUGUAUAUGUUGCACUGUUAAAUGUAAUUUUUUUAUGGAUGUGGGGCAGCUUUGUGUACAGAUCUUGUAUGUACAACUCCAUAUUUAUUGUGUCCAUAUUAGUCUUGGAAAAUGGUUCUGUCCAUCUUUGUGUGCAAGACGGUAGCUUUACACUUAAAAACAGAAAUCCUGUGUUAACAAAUGUUCAAGUAAAUCUUUUAUUACUGACUUUA